Entelurus aequoreus (snake pipefish) is the source of this 4199-nucleotide messenger RNA. Its product is annotated as gap junction alpha-4 protein-like. Lineage: Eukaryota; Metazoa; Chordata; Actinopteri; Syngnathiformes; Syngnathidae. The transcript has a single exon. Gene Ontology annotation, cellular component: connexin complex. The record is from RefSeq and is a predicted model, not a curated record. Gene Ontology annotation, biological process: cell communication. Bases 5 to 1030 code for a protein of 341 amino acids.
GAGGAUGUCCAGAGCUGACUGGUCCUUCCUGGAGCACCUGCUGGAGGAGGGUCAGGAGUACUCGACAGGCAUCGGCCGCAUCUGGCUUACCGUUCUAUUCCUGUUCCGCAUGCUGGUGCUCGGCGCAGCGGCCGAGUCCGCCUGGGACGACGAGCAAGCCGACUUCGUCUGCAACACGCGGCAACCGGGCUGCACCGCCGUCUGCUACGACAAAGCCUUCCCCAUCUCGCACUUCCGCUACUUCGUCCUGCAGGUCAUCUUCGUCUCCACGCCCACCAUCUUCUACUUUGGAUAUGUGGCUGUAAGGUCGGGGAAGGAGAGGCAGCCGGAGGAUGUUCCUGAGGAUAAGCACGAAGAGGAGCAUGCCAAAAAAGGGAGCGCGGCCGUGAAGAGUUCAGCAGAAGCUCCGAAACUGAAAGGAAAGCUUCUAUGCGCCUACACGUUCAGCAUCCUCUUGAAGGUUCUCCUCGAGGUCGGCUUCAUGGUGGGCCUGUGGAUCCUCUAUGAUGGCUUCCUCAUCGAUGCAAAGUUCGAGUGCGUAGGCUUACCCUGCCCUCACACGGUGGACUGCUUCGUCUCCCGCCCUACGGAGAAGACCAUCUUCACCAUCUACACUCAGGCCAUUGCUGCCAUCUCCUUGCUCCUCAACCUCAUUGAGCUCCUCCACCUGCUUCAGCUCGCCAUUUCUCAACAUCUGGAGAAGCGGUACAAAAGAGAGGCAUAUCCGCCACGCCUGUAUCGGGCGGCCGCCAGACCGGAGACGCUGGAGCUCGGAGAAGUACCUCUGGAAUCUUACAGUGGGAGUUUGCCAGUGCCGAGCGAGGCAACAGGCUACACUACCAACCCCUGUGAGAGCUUUGGGGAUCUGGACCCUACGGUCAACUGGGCGCCCACAGAGGCUGGGAGUGACGUGCUUCCCAGCUAUAGGCACUGCAUGGAGGCUAUCAGGACAUCACGGCCAUCGAGGAACCACUAUAGACACAACAAGAACAACCACUUGGGGCCUUCAAAGCAGAAGCACUACGUCUGACCAAGGAUUGUUGAUCUUGUACACUGGAGUAAAAUAUAUCCUCGGUGGUGUCAAAUGGUACAUAAGUCUGCUUUUCGCAGGGUUGGAUACCCGGCCAGGGACGUCCAAACAAAGCCCGGGCAAACCCUGUUAGGACGAAGGCCAACAACAAAACAAGAAGCAGCAUUUUGGGGCGCAUAGUGUCCCAAGUGUUAGCAUGUUGGCCUCACAGUCUGGCGUGGCGUAGUGGGUAGAGCAACCGUGCCAGAAACCUGAGGGUUGCAGGUUCGCUCCCCACCUCUUACCAUCCAAAAAAUCGCUGCUGUUGUGUCCUUGGGCAGGACACUUCACCCUUUGCCCCCGGUGCCGCUCACACCGGUGAAAUGAAUGAUGAAUGAAUGGUAGGUGGUGGUCGGAGGGGCCGUAGGCGCAAACUGGCAGCCUCGCUUCUGUCAGUCUACCCCAGGGCAGCUGUGGCUACAAAUGUAGCUUACCACCACCAGGUGUGAAUGAAUGAUGAUUUCCCACUUCUCUGUGAGCGCUUUGAGUAUCUAACAAUAGAAAAAGCGCAAUAUAAAUCGAAUCCAUUAUUAUUAUUAUUAUUAGUCGGGAAAUCUAGGGUCCAAAUGUCAGUUUGCGUAUCUCUGCGAGGUUUGCAUGCGUACGUGGGUUCUCUCCGGGUAUUCUGGCUUCCUCCCACAUUUCAGAAACACGUUUGGUAAAUUGGAGACUUUCAAUUGUCCAUAGGUGUGAAUGUUGGUUUAGCCCCUCCAGGAAUUUCAACAAAUUGAACAAAUCCCCGUGAAUUAUGUAAAACCUCGCAACUUCCCCACAAAUUUUGGCCAAUCAGCGUCGUUUUUGUCUCUGAGCGGCGCUCGAUUUCGCAAUAACCUUAAAAUCUAAACUUACGCUUGCUUCUUGUGUAACAAUAUAUCAACUGUUUAUUGAUCAAACGGCACAAUUGACAUCCACCCUGUUCCUGUCUGCAACACUAAGCCUUCUGGGUAAUGUAGUAUACAAACAUCAAGUGUAAAACCUACACCGAUAAUUUCUGCAACUUGUGGAAGACAGAGCAGACAGCGGACAAUAAGGAAGCUUUUGGUGAGGUUUCUUUCUUUGGUCAUAAUUAAUGAAAACCGUACAGGACCGAAUUAUCCGGACUAUAGAGCACACUGGUAUAUAAGGCGCACUUAUUAAUUGUUGAAGACAAAACAUUUUCCAUGCACUAGUCGCACUGGACUGUAAGCGAAAUGAAUAUUUACACCGACAGAUUUUGUAAAUGUUUAUUUACAUACCUUAAUUGUUUCCAAACGGUGUCUGUAACUCGGCAGUAAAACGGCUGAUCAAACAAAACAUAAGUCAUCGUCAUGGACCCACUAGCUGCGGAACCGAGCUCCCCAAUCAGCUAAACACACUCAAUAACUCCACGGUGACGUUUUGGUGAAUUUACGAAAUUGAAACAAUACAAAAAGAAUACCAUUGUAAGUUAAUAAUACUAACACAGACACUCGUUAACGUAUUAGCAUAUUAGUUCAUGCUAACGACGCUAGCUUCAAUACAUUAUGGUAGCAUUUAGAAACAUGCAUGAAAACACCCCUACAGACAUCACACAUGGGACGGUUUAGUAAGUAAGAAUUGUUUUAGUUGCAUUGUAAAAUUUACAAACAUUGCUUAGAGGGAUGAAUGAAGAAUCCAUACCAGUAGAAACGCUACGGAUGAAUAGAAGACGGAACGGCACUUGUACUUCCGGUUGAAAGCACAAAAGAGAAGGAAAUACUGUAGACGUUCACCCUGCCCGGAGCACCUGCAGUGAGUGGACUCGUCCAAAAGAUGGCGCCAUAGCACAAACAAUAGCACACCUUUCAGUGCAUUAUGGCCGUCAGCAAAGAACAAUACCUAAAUCAGUUGCACCGUUUUAUAAGCCGCAGGGUGCAAAGCGUAACGGCUCAUAGUAAAACAAAACGAUAAUUUAACAAGUCAUCAAGUGCCUACUUUUAAGUCUGUGCUGUAUAAAACCAGUAAAACAUCAUUAUUUGUUUCCCAGUUUUUAUCAAAAUCCUGUACUUUUUGAUGUUAACGUUAGAAAGAACACGAAAAACAUGGGUAACAUACAGUCGUGGUCAAAAGUGUACAUACCUUUGUAAAGAACAUCAUGUCAUGGCUGUCUUGAGUUUCCAAUCAAUCGAUCACUUGUGACCAACAAGUAUGUGCUCCAAUCACGCUAUCACAAACAAAUAAGAGUUAUAGAAAUGAUUGGAAACUCGCGACAGCCAUGACAUGAUGUUCUUUACACGUGUAUGUACACUUUUGACCACGACUUAGACUUAGACAAACUUUAAUGAUCCACAAGGGAGAUUAUAUUUAAUAAAUUACAAGUUGAUUCCAUGUCAUUGGGAAAAAACAUGCAUCGUAACUUUACCCCCCAACUUUAUGAAAAAGCUGCCGCAAAAAUCACAAAAAUAGCCCGUGAAAUCCUGGAGGGAGUGUUUGUAGUUCUAGAGCCAGCAGAUCACCCGCGGGCCUAAUGCGGGUGCACGGUAUAGAAAAGGAGCGGAGUGAAAGACGUGCCCAAUGAGAGCUGUAAUCAAGCAGAACCAAGGAACAAGACUCGCACUGUGAACCCGUCGCCUCACAGGCGCCAAAGAAUACCAAAUAACGGACUUUUUCAAGAUGUCAGAGACAAUCCCCGAGGGAGGAUACUCUGCUAGUCAUGAGAUACUUCUAACAAGCUGUUGCGAGCAGAUACAAACAAAAACCCGUCCCUGGAGCUCCUCUCUGCCCACAAGGUGGAAUGUUCCGGUCUCAGCUCAGCUCCCAGGAGGAUCACGGUCCCCUUUCACCCAGUCACUGGAGUUAGGGGCCGAGAACAGAAGCGUGGGACUCCUGGGGGCUGAAGGGGCUUAUCGUCACAACGACACUUACAGUAUUGAGGCAACAGGCGGAGAGGACCUCUCUGGCAACACAAAAUGCUUCCGGGACUUGGAAAGUGGUACAAAAUAAUAUGUAUUUAUAUUUAUUCUACACAAAAUAAAGUGGUAAGUCACGUGGUCUGUCUGAUGCACCUCACUCAUAUCUAGGGGUGAAUUAGGGUGAAUUGUCAUCCCGUUGGGUUGAGUUUUUCCUUGCCCUGACGUGGGAUCUGAGCCGAGGAUGUCGUCGUGGCUUGUGCAGCCCUUUGAGACACUUGUGA